GUGCGAUCCACCAUAUCCGCUGGCGAAGGCAAGGGCUCACCGCCAUGGCUCGUCAGAACAAGCGCAAUAAGAACUCGAACGGAGAUGGGCAGCAUCGAACCUCGCCUACUUCGAACGGUGAUGCUAAUGGAGGCGCAGUGAAGCGCACGAUGUACGUGCAGCUCCUACUGAACGACCCUGCAUUGGUGCGUCACGCCCAGCACCUCAAGGAGACGUGGACUGAAGCCACAGGUUGGGAACUUGACGACGAGGUCGGCCAAUCGUCGCUUGUCCUUCUGAGCGUGGACGUGCAGUCCCACGUUCAGUUGCAGGUGGUCAAGGACAUCCUCUCGACCAGUAUCGGCCAGGGCGACGCGUCAGCCUUGGAUGCAAGUUGCAGGCUUCAGGUUGAGAACAACAGCAUCAACGGAACAAAGUGCCUUCGCCUGGCCGUUCACUUCUCGGACGUCAUGCUAGCCUUCCUCGCCAAGACCAGCAACGCAGCUCAACUGAAACUCGCCAGUCACGGCAUCAAGGCAACCAAUCGAUAUGAGCCCAACGCACUCAAGAAACUGCGCUCCGUCGUGGUCUGGUCCCUCAACCAAACAUCCCCAUUGCCAUCCCUCCAUGACGAUAUUGCCCACACGAAUCGGCAAGGGUGGACGGCGCCGCUGUCUCUGCGCACUCUGGUGUUGGGAUGGACUCCCAUGGGUGCACAAGUGGUCUCGACGUGGUUGUUUGCUUCGUCCAUCGGCCAAACCAGUCGAGAUCUUCCCACAUUGUCGCCCUUGUAUGACACUCUCCAGCUGGUCGCAAACACAGUCGUGAUCCUGCGUGGUCGUCCUGGCAGUGGGAAGAGCACCCUCACCCGGAUCGUAAAAGCCAAGGCCGCUUCGUUGGGUUAUGACGUGGCCGUUUGCAGUGCCGACACGCACUUUGACUCGCCGUGGGGCUACCACUACGACAAAGCGCAGCUCCCCGCCGCGCACGACGCAUGUCGGCUGGCCUUCCACGACGCUCUGCAGCAGCACGUGGCGGUGGUCGUCGUGGACAACACUCACUCGUGUCUGUGGGAGUACGAGCCGUACCGCACAGCGGCGUUCGAAGCCGGAUAUCGUGUGGUCGUGGUGGAAGUGGGCUGCGACGACGUAACCACCGCGGUGCGCAUGGGCUUUCGCAACUCGCACGGCGUGGGCAUCGACGUGAUGCUUCGCAUGCACCAGCGAUGGGAGCCGCACGUGUCACAUGCAUCGGAGGUGCACAUGUUGGUGCCGCCAGCCUUUAGUGCCGCCGACAACCGCCGCGCCAUGGCGUUGCUGCUGCAGGGGGACAUUGGGGAUGUGUACAUUGCCGCAGUGUACUUUUCCGACGAGACCAAGCGCACCCUUCUCGAGCGGUUUCCUCCAAAGCACGUCAAUGUGAUUGCAGAGCACAUGACGCUGGCAUUUCAGCCAUCAAAGGCGUUCGUGGCGUCGUUAACAUUGGGCCAACACGUUCGUUUAAACGUUGUUCAAGAACGCUUUGACGCCAAGGGCCAUUGCUUGAAACUGCAGUGGGUCCACAAUGCCGUUGCCGUUGACUGCGUCGGCCAGCGCAUUCUGCACACGACGCUGUCGUUUGCACCCGACUCGGCCGCGUAUUACUCGAACGCGUUGCUCUUGGACGACGAUAACGCCAAUAUCGUGUGUGUGCAACCCCCCGACCAACUCGAGGUCGAAGGACUCGUGGGCGUCGCGCUGCAGUCGCCGUACGUUCCUAAGUGGAAAAAAGCCAAGCUCCUCGACUUGCCUAGAAGUACAUUGACGCACAGGUGUGACGUGGUGCUCGUGGACGUCCGUGGAUCCGACGCGAUCGACCAGAUAGCGUUUGUGGCCGAGCUCGAGCGAGUGGCUGGCGUCGGCUCCACCCUCGUCCUCUUGGCAUGUGACGAGGUAGACUGUUUGUGGUUUACCCGCCGUCAAAUUGAGUUUCACCACGUCAUCAUCUCGAGAACGAUGACGUUGUCUGCCAGCAUCAAGCAAGUCCAGACUAUCGUGUCAGAAGUGGCUGCCAUCACAGUCGUGACGCUGGCCUCGUCACUGGUGCCUGUUGAAUCGCUGUCGUCGUACAAAGAACUCUUCUUGUCCAUCCAUUCCGUCGAACGUUCCAUCACGAGUGACCCCCUCCCUCGACACGAUGCCAUGUCUACUGUCUUCCGGCAGUUCCUCGUGGACAUUCAAAACCUCGUCGAUCGGUCGUGGCGGUCGGUGGCUGGUGCCUCGUACAUCGACACUGUAUCGCAUGACCACCAGGCCAACCACUUUGACAUGUACCUCUCUGCCACCCCCGACGGCAUCGUCGCAUUGCCCACCCUGCAAAGUCGGCUUGUAGCGUCGUUUCCGUCCUACAUGCAAACUCGCCAGCUGCGGCACUGUGCAUCGGACCAAGUUGCCUUUGUGGACGUGCAUGUGUCGGCCUGUUACGCUGUCACAUUCCGUCUGGUCCUGUACGUCUACCCGUCCGAGACUAGUCCCCUCGUGCGCAGUCUCCACACAAUGCAAGAGCUGUUCCACCGCCGACCCCGCGCCAUCGACGCCGUGCUCGGAUGGUUCAUGGACGUCCUCUAUGACAUUCCCCUGCCGUUUGCCGACGUCGAGCGCUCCAUGCGCGUGCUCGCGGCCUGCCUCGCGCGCGGCUACGUCCACCAGCACCCCCAUCCAGACAUGGAGGAGUUCCAUCGGCACAUGUUGGACUGGAGUGAGACUGACUGGCUCGUGUGUUUGGCUCACAAGGAUGCGGACGCCACGGCGCUCUGCCACGCCCUUCAUGCGCCCCUCGAAGAAGACGGCGGACACCACUUAGCCGGCACCCCUCGGCAGCUCAAGGACUUGGAAUUGCAAGUCGUGCGGUGCAUUCUGCAGAAAACAGCCGGCGCCCCCGCCCGGGAACUGGAGUGGUUUGCCAUCGCACCCGCUCACGGGGGGGGCUCCCAGCAUUGGACCCGGUACCUCGAUGAUCUGGACAUCCGCCAUCGACUCAGUCGAGCGAUUCCCCACCAGAUUGUGUUUCGCCAAAACCAGAUGGCCAUAGAACCGUCUGGUGUCGCUGCGAUCACCCACCAACCAUUGAAUCAACCCAAGUCCGCAGACACGACUACUACUGUGCAGCUCACACACGUGUACACGGGCCAGCAGUUGCAACUGAGUGUUGGUUAGCUACAUGCCGCGGUACUUGGUGUUGCGGGACGAAGUAGAAGACGAUAGCGGCUCAGUCGAUGUGACGCGGAGGAUGGUCAUCUUGUAAUGAAACUCGACCAGGUCUGGUAUGUGCGAGCAGUCUCGAAUGUACAAUCGCUGGCACACUUCCCACGAUGCUAUCCACGGAAACAGAGGCACCGCCAGCUACGUACCCAUUCCACCAAUAAACCACAUCGCAGGA
Molecule: messenger RNA, 3396 nt
Organism: Aphanomyces astaci
Lineage: Eukaryota; Oomycota; Saprolegniomycetes; Saprolegniales; Verrucalvaceae
Exons: 8
Coding region: 45-3173 (1042 amino acids)
Source: RefSeq, a predicted model, not a curated record